AUGACCGAUGAUGAUGUUUAUGAUGAACUUCCUAAGGAAACAUCUAUUCUUGGUCUUUAUCAUGAGGCUAAUGAUAAUCCAUUAAUUAGUUCUGAUAGUGAAGCGGUUUCUAGUAGUGGAGCAGUUUCUAGCAGUGGGGUAGUUUCUAGCAAUGGGGCAGUUUCUAGUAGCGUGGCAGUUUCUGGUAAUAGGAUCGUUUCUGCAGUUUGUGUAGAUAACCAAUCUCCUGCAACAAAAAAAAGAAAACUGAAAUAUAGACGAAAUUAUGAAAAGUAUAGUUGGGUAUGGAAAUACUUUGAUUUAAGUAAAGAUAAACAAUAUGAUGUAUGUAAAGUUGAGGUGAUGAAUUUAAACAACGAAAAAGUUAAAUGCGGUCAUAAGUUUAUACAUAAUGGUAGCACAGGAAAUAUGAGCGGUCAUCUUCAAAAUAGACAUAAUCUACAGGAAAAUAAAAAUAAAAAUAAUAUUGAUUCAACCAAUACGUUAAAUUCUAGUGAUAGUGAUUCACUGUCAGUAAAUGCUGAAGAUUCUAACAAACUCAUUUUACGAAAUAUAGCAGAAAUAAAAACCAGAUGGAAUUCCAAAUAUCAUUCAUGGAAACGGUUACUUAAGUUACGUAAAGCAAUUGAAUGGUUAUGUGCGACGUUACCUUUAUCCGACAACUCAGAUGAUCAAGCAGAUGGUCAAAAACUAAAAAAGCUAGUUCUUUUAACACGAGAGUGGGAUCUGCUAACUCAAAUUAUUGUUUUGUUAGAGCCGUUUGAUGAUGCUACCACUUAUUUUAGUGGUUCACGAUAUGCUACCUUAUCAAUUAUAUAUCCAUUAAUUCAAGCCCUUAAAUAUACGUAUGUUGAAGUCGAAGAAGAAAGUAAUGUACCAGAUAAAGAACAAGAUACGCCUAAUUUCUGUCAUGAAGAAUCAUCUGAUGAUGAUAGUGAAGAUUCAGAUACUGAUAUUAUAGAAUCUUCAACACAUCAUAAAAUAAUUGUUACUACUAACCCAGAUGAUAAUUCUUUACAAACUUCUCCAAUUAUUAAAUCAAUGCGUCGUAUUAUCUAUAACUCAUUAUUUGAUUAUUGGAAUGAACCAAUAAUGACCGGUUUGUUGGCAUCACUUCUGGACCCCCGGCUCAAAACACUUUCUAAUUGGGAUGAAGAAACUCAAGAAAAAGCUAAAGAAGAGUUGACACGUCAAUAUGAAUAUAUAAUUUCUUCAACUUGUGGACAAAAAAUGAUGCCAGAACAUGCUAUUACCUCAAAAAAUAUUAAUACCCACCGUAAUCGUUUACAUUCAUCAAUCUUUG
Molecule: messenger RNA, 1303 nt
Organism: Cetraspora pellucida
Lineage: Eukaryota; Fungi; Glomeromycota; Glomeromycetes; Diversisporales; Gigasporaceae
Source: the annotation of a GenBank genome assembly